AUGGCGGCAUGGAGCCCAGCCUCGGCAGCACCUCUGCUCUGUGGAACCUGCCGGCUUCCUCUUCUCCACUGUGCCCAGUGCAUGUUUGCCUCGCAGACUGAGGGGGAGCUCAAAGUGACCCAAAUUCUCAAAGAAAAGUUUCCUCGAGCUACAGCUAUCAAAGUCACUGACAUUUCAGGAGGCUGUGGGGCAAUGUAUGAAAUUCAAAUCAAAUCGGAAGAAUUUAAGGAGAAGAGAACUGUCCAGCAGCACCAGAUGGUACCUCAGGCACUAAAAGAAGAAAUCAAAUGUAUGCAUGGAUUGUGGAUAUUUACCUCUGUCCCCAAACACUGACCACGCCCUGGCUGCGUAGAUGUUGCUGCUGAAACCUUGGAUGAAUCUUAU
This is a messenger RNA of Eubalaena glacialis (North Atlantic right whale), 384 nucleotides long. RefSeq names its product bolA-like protein 3. Lineage: Eukaryota; Metazoa; Chordata; Mammalia; Artiodactyla; Balaenidae. The record is from RefSeq and is a predicted model, not a curated record. Bases 1 to 333 code for a protein of 110 amino acids. The transcript has a single exon.